This is a messenger RNA of Anopheles nili, 1315 nucleotides long. Its product is annotated as skin secretory protein xP2-like. The coding region runs from base 72 to 1121 and encodes 349 amino acids. The record is from RefSeq and is a predicted model, not a curated record. The transcript is spliced from 2 exons. NCBI's taxonomy places the organism in Eukaryota, Metazoa, Arthropoda, Insecta, Diptera, Culicidae.
UCUUCGGACUCUGGUAUUCCAGUAUCCACCGCUGUUAGCACAGUGCCCGCACAGGUCGUAGGCGUAUCACAAUGAAGUCUCUGGUGUUGUUGGGUUUGGCCACUCUGCUGGUCUUGAGUUCAGCGGCUGAGCAGAAGGCCGAAGAAGCGAAACCAGCGGAGCAGGGCGAGAAGCGCCAUGACAAGCGCGGUUUGUUCGACCACGACUUUGGAGGACAUGACUUCGGCGGACAUCAUUUCGAAGCUUAUGGCCAUGGUCACCAUCACUUUGAUUUCCACCCGCAUCACGAGAAGACCCUGACCGUCGUCAAGAAGGUCCCGGUGCCAUACCCAGUGGAAAAGCACAUCCCAGUGCCAGUCGAGAAGCACAUCCCUGUCCCGGUGAAGGUCGGAGUGCCUAAGCCCUACCCGGUGUACAAGACCGUCCACUAUCCGGUGAAGGAAAUCGUGAAGGUGCCAGUGCACAUCCCAGCCCCGUACCCAGUCGAGAAGAAGGUCCCAGUCGCUGUCCAUGUUCCGUACGAUCGUCCCGUCCCGGUGAAGGUGUACGUGCCAGCUCCUUACCCAGUAGAGAAGAAGGUCCCAGUCCCGGUUAAGGUGCACGUCCCGGCUCCGUACCCAGUGGAGAAGAAGAUCCCAUACCCGGUGAAGGUGGCUGUGCAUGUUGAGAAGCCAUACCCGGUUGAGAAGGUCGUCCACUACCCAGUCCACGUUCCGGUCGAUCGUCCAGUUCCGGUCCAUGUCGAGAAGCCCGUGCCAGUCCCGGUGGAGAAGCCUGUGCCGUAUGAGGUCAUCAAGAAGGUCCCGUACCCAGUCCAUGUCCCGUACGAUCGUCCGGUUCCGGUGCAUGUCGAGAAGCCCGUGCCAGUCCCGGUGAAGGUCCCGGUCCCACAGCCCUACCCAGUGUACAAGCACAUUCCGUACGCAGUUGAGAAGCACGUGCCGUACCCAGUAAAGGUCCCAGUCGAGCGUCCUGUGCCGUACACCGUCGAGAAGCACAUCCCGGUUGAGGUUGAAAAGCCAGUGCCGUACCCGGUCAAGGUUCCGGUCCAUGUUCCGGUGCACCACCAUUAUGACCAUCACGAUCACGUUGAGCACGUUGACUAUCACCACCACCACUAGAGAUAAACAUUUAGCAUUGUGAUAACCAUAGGAAUAUCCUUCCCGAUCCUUCCCUCGAUAUCCCCGAACGACUCCCCAAUACCUCGAUGCUCUAAGGCCCGUUAUGUAAUAGCUAGAAUCGUAAAAAAAAACCAUGAAAGCAUCGCCAGACACACGCACCCCUACACAAAUCCACAUACACAAACACACGAAAG